AUGAAACAAAUGAGUUAUGUAACUCGUUGAUUGUAUAGUACAUCUCACAAAGAUAUUGGAAUACUAUAUUUAGGAUUUGGAAUGUUAUCAGCAAUGAUAGGAACAGGAAUGUCUGUAAUAAUAAGAAUGGAAUUAUCAAAUGGAAAUAGUCAAUUUUUUCAUGGUAAUAAUCAAGCAUUUAAUGUUAUAAUAUCAGGACAUGCAUUAUUAAUGAUAUUCUUUUUUAUUAUGCCAGUAUGAAUGGGAGCAUUUGGUAAUUUCUUUUUACCUAUAUUAAUAGGAGCAGCAGAUAUGGCUUUUGCAAGAUUAAACAAUAUUAGUUUCUGAUGUUUACCACCAGCAUUAGUAUGUAUAGUAUGUUCAGUAUUAAUAGAGCAAGGAGCAGGGACAGGAUUCACUCUUUAUCCUCCUUUAUCAUCUAUAAGUGCUCAUUCAGGUCCUUCAGUAGAUUUAGCAAUAUUUGCUAUACAUUUAACUAGUAUAUCUAGUUUAUUAGGAGCUAUAAACUUUAUAGUAACAGUUUUAAAUAUGCGUACAAUAGGUUUACAUAUGGUAAACAUGCCUUUAUUUGCUUGAGCAAUAUUCUUAACAGCUAUAUUAUUAUUAUUAUCAUUACCAGUAUUAACAGCAGCUGUUACAUUAUUAUUAAUGGAUAGAAACUUCAAUACAGGUUUCUACGAAGUAGGAGCAGGAGGAGAUCCAGUGCUUUAUGAGCACUUAUUCUGAUUCUUCGGUCAUCCAGAAGUGUACAUCUUAAUAAUACCUGGUUUUGGAGUAAUAUCACAUAUAGUUUCAACAUAUAGUAAAAAACCUAUAUUUGGAGAAAUAGGUAUGUUAUAUGCUAUGGGAUCAAUUGGAUUCUUAGGAUUCUUAGUUUGAAGUCAUCACAUGUUUGUUGUAGGUUUAGAUAUUGAUUCAAGAGCUUACUUCACUAGUGCAACAAUGGUUAUUGCUGUACCUACUGGUAUUAAAAUUUUCUCUUGAUUAGCAACAAUUUAUGGAGGAGAAUUAAGAUUAGGAGUUCCUAUGUUAUUUGCAUUAGGUUUCUUAUUCUUAUUCACAAUAGGAGGUUUAACUGGAGUUAUGCUUUCUAAUGCUAGUAUAGAUGUAGCUUUCCAUGAUAGAAUUUUUAUUUAUUAUGUUUCUUUUUUUUUAUAUACUUUAUAUAAUAUAUAUAAUAAUUAUACUAAUAAUAAUACCGCCCACAAAGGCAGGCAUUGCGCUAAUGCGUCAUAUAAUAAUGAUAUUAAUAAUUUAGUUUCUUUUAUAGAUAAAAAUGAAUAUAUCAAAAUGUUUUGAGUAGGUUUAAUGGAUGGAGAUGGGAGUAUACAAGUUAAUCAUUGACGUAAAAAAAAUUUACAAUAUAGAUUAAUUAUAAAACUUUCUAACUUAGAAUCUAAUUAUAAUAUGUUAAUAUUAAUAGCAAAAGUAAUAGGUGGUACUGUUAGAAUCUCUAAAAAAAAAGAUAAUGUUAUAUGAGUAGUAGAUUCUAAAGAAUCUAUUAAAGAUAUAAUAAAAAUAUUUGAUAAAUAUCCUUUAUUAACCUCAAGAAAAAUAUGUCAAAUUAAUUUUAUGAAAAAAUGUAUGAAAUUAAAUUAUAUGCCCGCCGAAGGCGGGUAUCCCCGCGAAGCAGGGCUUGAUUGAUAUUUAUUAAAUAGAAAUUAUAAAUAUAAUGAUCAAUUAAAUAUAAUUAAUACAUUUAAUUUAAAAUUAAAAAAUAAAUCUUUUAUAAAUGCUUUGCCCGAAGGACAUGGUAUACACCACAUAGUGAAACAUUCAGAAUAUUUUAAAUGUUGAUUAUCAGGGUUUAUAGAAGCAGAAGGAUGUUUUUCAAUUAGAUUAAAUAAAUCUAAUUCUUUUUCUAUAGGACAGAAUGAUGAUUUUUAUUUAAUAGAAGAAAUUAAACAAUUUUUUAAUGCUACUAAUUCAGUAAGAAAUUCUUAUAAGAAUUUUUAUUGUUUAGAAAUUUAUAAGAGAAUUAUAUUAAAUAAUAUUAUUACUCAUUGUAGUAAUUAUCCAUUAUUAGGUGAAAAAAAAGAAUCAUUAAUAAAAUUUUUAAAAUAA
This is a messenger RNA of Debaryomyces hansenii CBS767, 2064 nucleotides long. NCBI's taxonomy places the organism in Eukaryota, Fungi, Ascomycota, Pichiomycetes, Serinales, Debaryomycetaceae. The record is from the annotation of a RefSeq genome assembly.